AUGCAAACAAAUACAUACAACAAAAGAAUAAACCAACUAAAAUGUAAAUUGAUCAUGUCCAAAGAACAAUACUCAACAAAUUUACCUUACGAAACACGUAUGAACACCACCAACGAUUUACCUAAUAGUGCAGUACUAACUCGUACAGCUCCACCUUACCGUUCUAUAUCAGCUAAACGACCACGUGAUCCAUCUCAUCGUAAAAGUGUCUCAUUUAAUGAUGUUCCCAUUGUUCAUGAGGUGCCAUCUCAUGAUGCGAUGCGUGGCGCCAACUGUGAUCCUUAUCGAUCAUGGCUAUACACUGACCCGACAUCCCCCAUAGCCACGAUUCCGUCAUUGUAUUCAACACAAGCGAUUUCGCCAUUUAAUUCGACUAGUAUUACUGCACAAAAAUUACAUGCAAACCGGUUAAGUAGUGCGCUCUAUGCAACAUCAUCAACGACGAUAACGCCAAAUCGAAUGCCAGAUUGGGCUGUUCGAACUAAAAUACAGAAGCCGGCGUCAACCACCGAAGAAGCAAAUUCUACAAAUGAAAAUAAUCCACCGACGAACACAAGUAUUCCUGACUCACAAAUAACGUCUGAAGAUAAAUUGAAUAAAGAGCCAGUAAUUAAAGAUAGCCAUCAACCUAUUGUUAGUUUUCAAUCAGCAUCAGUAUUAUUACCUUCAUCGACGACGGUCACUUCCGAGAUGAAUGAAGACAGAAAGUAUGCUUCUCGCCCGACAUCACUGAUACCUGAAACGGAACAUGUUCGUGGUCUUUCAUUUAUGAACGGUUCACUAACGAAUUCGUCAAUGACAUAUGCAUCAAUUUUGUCUACAAAUCUUAGUCAAACAAAUAAUUCUACAAAUGAAUCCAUGACAUAUCCUAAUUCACGUCUAUCACGUAUUCGUUCAGCCAUAACACCUUCAACAAUAGGUCAAUCAUCAAUACGUACCAACGAACCUAUAUCCAUUUCACCGCUUCGUGCGACAGCCGUGGCAGCCACAGCAACAACAACCGUGCCUUUUUCAGUGAAUGUUCCAACACCGGCAACAAGGGCAAUCUUACGACCAUCAACAGUUGCAUUUCAGUGCACACCACCGUCAACCCUGGUAACAUCCAACACUAAUUCAACAAACAAUGUAUCGGCAGCACCGUCUACAACGGCAACGAAUAUUAUCAAUACAACAAAUCCUCCGUCGUCGUCGUCGACAACAGCAACACAUUUAAUGAAACCGCCAUCGAUAGCACCACGUUUUCAUGCAUCAGCUGCAACAACAGCAGCCGCUCAUUCUCGUUUUGUUCUGCCGCAAAACCGGCCACUGACAUCAGCUACCUUAUCCGCAGCUGCAAUGAAAUAUACUCUUGCUCAUCCGACCAUCGAAUCAUCCUCGACAAUGUCGAGAGCACCUCCAACAGCUUAUCCUCGAUCGCGUUCAGCCAACGUCUUGAGUAUGCGACGUACACAAGCAUCGUCCAUCAAUAUGGUCGAUGGUCAAUCGCAUGGUAAUGCGACAGCGUCUUCAUCAACUGAUCCAACGAAUCAUUUGUACGCAACGACAAGACGGAGUCCAAACGUGAGACAAAACUACGGUUCUUAUUAUAUAAAUCGUGUUUUAUUACCCACAACUACCAAUUGA
This is a messenger RNA of Adineta ricciae, 1623 nucleotides long. Lineage: Eukaryota; Metazoa; Rotifera; Eurotatoria; Adinetida; Adinetidae. The record is from the annotation of a GenBank genome assembly.